CCAAACGCAGCAUCCACACAAACCUGCUGUCGGGACAGGACACCCUGAAAGCAACAAGCUUGACUGGACAAAACGCUCACUACUGCAGUGCCGUACACUCUCGUUUGACGGGAAUAGCAUCGAUACGAGGUGUAUUUGUCCUCACUAAACGUCGGUCUGAAUCUAACGGGAGGAAGGAAGAUGUCGGCGGUUUAUAAAGAUGAACAGGAGGACUGGAUGACGGUGUGUCUCAAGUACCUGCUCUUUGUUUUCAACUUUCUCUUCUGGGUGGGUGGAGCAGCUGUUUUGGCCGUAGGAGUCUGGACACUGGUGGAGAAGAGUGACUACUUGAGCCUGCUGGCAUCCAGCACUUUUGCUGUCUCUGCGUAUAUCCUCAUCCUGGCUGGCAGCCUGGUUGUGGUUACGGGCUUCUUGGGCUGCUGCGCUGUCAUCCGGGAGCAGAAAAACUGUCUGUCCAUGUAUUUUUUCUGCCUGCUGUUGAUCUUCUUGAUUGAACUGGUGGCUGGAGUACUGGCUUAUGUCUAUUACCAGAGGCUGAGUGAGGAGCUGAAACAGCAUCUCAACCAGACUAUGACGGAGAACUAUGCCCAGCCAGGGAAGGAGGCCAUCACAUUAGCUGUGGACAGACUACAGCAGGAUUUCAAGUGCUGUGGCAGCAACAACUCCCAUGACUGGAUGUUGAGUGUGUACAUUUCAUCAAAGCCGGCAGAAGGCAGGGUGGUGCCUGACAGCUGCUGUAAAACCAUCACUCCUCACUGUGGGAUAAGAGAUCAUCCCUCCAACAUUUACAAGGUUGAGGGUGGUUGCAUUACGAAGCUGGAGCAGUUUCUGGCAGACCACCUGUUAGUCAUUGGUGCUGUGGGAAUAGGAGUGGCUUGUCUGCAGCUGGCCGGGGCAGUCUUGACAGCCUGCUUUAUCUAUCUGCUCUAUAAAGAAGAAGAGGACUUCGGUGCAUUGUGAUUUAGCUCUAGAGCAGCUUUGUGGUUUAAUCAACUGGAGAGACAAGAUCUGCGGGAUGGUGUUCACCAGCUGCUUGUACAGAAGGAUCAGGAUGGAACCUUACUGAGCACGCCCGGUCCCCAACACCCCACCUUCAACAGGCAGAUGGAACAGUGACCUUCUGACACCUAAACUUCGACCUCUGAAUCUUGAACUUUUACCUUGUGAUCUAAGCCAAGACACUUGCAGUCAGAAACAAAUUGUGCCAUUGACCAACCGGGCUGAUUUUUGGUUCCUCUUCUACAGUAUUGCAUUUACAUUACAAUAUACUUCAAUUCAAGCUUUUACAUUUCUGAUCUUUGACUGUGAUCUACUGGAACACAAUGCCAGUAUGCAUUUGUCUGUUUGCCUUGGCUUAGAUGCAUGCUUUAGUUUGAGCAGGACAAAAGAAAGGGGCAUACAUACUCAGAAUGAUCCUGCUCUGUUCAACUAAUGAUUAUCCAAAUUGAUCUGUCUUGUUCACUGUGCAGAGAUUUAUAUGUUAGUGUUUUUUGGCUAUUCCAGUACUUGAAUAAGCUGAGCAAGGGCAUGGUGUACACAUGGUGUUGUCACUGUUAAUGAAGAAAGGUAAUUUAUUGUUGUAUCUUUUGUGAACACAAUGUGCCUCUUUCACAAUUCUGCUGACUAAAUGAUUUUCAAUUAUGUGCCUGAAAUCUUUAAAAGGGAGCUGACAAUGCACUGUGACAAACGGCAGCAAAUUAAAUCUAGUUUACUAUAUUUA
This is a messenger RNA of Dicentrarchus labrax (European seabass), 1720 nucleotides long. RefSeq names its product tetraspanin 11 (gene tspan11). Gene Ontology annotation, cellular component: membrane. The record is from RefSeq and is a predicted model, not a curated record. The transcript has 9 exons. NCBI's taxonomy places the organism in Eukaryota, Metazoa, Chordata, Actinopteri, Moronidae. The coding region runs from base 181 to 960 and encodes 259 amino acids.